Messenger RNA from Botrytis sinoallii, 5109 nucleotides. RefSeq lists its product as uncharacterized. Bases 1 to 5109 code for a protein of 1702 amino acids. Gene Ontology annotation, molecular function: protein binding. The transcript is spliced from 3 exons. The record is from RefSeq and is a predicted model, not a curated record. Lineage: Eukaryota; Fungi; Ascomycota; Leotiomycetes; Helotiales; Sclerotiniaceae.
AUGGAUACUCCAGGCAGCGAUAUACCUUCUGGGAGUACAGGUAUAUCUACUACAGACACAUCCACUGCGACAUCUCCCAAGCCUACUAUGUCAAACGUCCACCCAGACGCAGGAUCAUCCAAUAGCCAUAUUAUCUCGAUUGUUGAGAACGACGACUCAGCCUCAGAUGUUUCGAUGUCCGCAGAUUCUGAGGAUGAAGAUGAAGAUUCCUUGGAUAACCUGGCCGUACAAUCCAACUCGAAAGCCCAAAUUCCGGAAAAAACUAAUGGUCCCAUGUUGCAGUCCUCCCAGCCGGAAACUUCCAGGAAGCGGAAAUAUUUAGAAUCCAGAGAGGAUUGUACAAAUGGCCACAUUGACAACAUAAAGGUCCUUGAGGAAAUGCGCAAACGUCUAAAGCCAGAUGAGAUACAGGACCAUUGGAGAAGUGAGGGCCAAUUACAUUUAAAUCGGUCUGUUCUGCCAGCUGAAAUUUGGCAUCACAUUUUCACUUUCACUGCUCCUAAAACUUUGGGUAACUUGUUACAAGUAAACAAGUCUUUCAAUAAAUAUCUUGAUCCUUCAUCAGAUAGCACCAUUGUUCCCCUUUCCAAAUCUUCUGUUCAGGUAUUAAAGCCAGAUGCCAUCUGGCGAGCCUCUAGACGUUUUUUUCAGCCUCUCAUGCCUGUUCCUUUAGUUGGACAAACUGAACUUGAUAUGUGGAGAAUGUGUUGCUCCAAUUCCUGCCAGUUCUGUAGCAAGAAAAAUUCAAUUGCCAACAUUGUUCAAUCAGACCAAUGGCACCUGGGUCCAGGGGAAAAUGGAGUCAUUCCCAUCUGGCCUUUUGCAGUGAGAUCAUGUGGAAUUUGUCUUCUGAAACAUGCUAUGAAGUAUAGUCUCACGUUUUCUUUAGUUUGCACCUGGGGCUCACUAAUUCGUACCCAGGAGAUUGAUGUAUUGCUGUCUUCAUCAGUUCCGUCACCGCUGAUGCCGGCCCUGCCAUUCGUAUUUCUCACCAAUGAGUUACAUGUCAUUUCAGCAACAGCAUUGCAGAACAGCCAACCACCGCCAACUACUCAAAUUACGAAAUACUAUCUCAAAAAGCAUAUCGAAGAAAUCAAAGAUGAAUUUGAAUCCGUCAAAGCUAUGGGCUCGGCAACGAUAGAAGAAUGGCUCAAAGGUCUGGAAGAUCGUGGUAAAGAACGGCGUAACGAUUCAGCCCGGUGGGAAAGAUGGGAGGCCAAUGGCGGGACUGUUCGGAUCAAAACACCAGAUCAACAUGACCCCUCAAAACAGAUACCUGCAGCAAUUACUUCAAACACUGAUUUUAUCCCCACAAAAGGGCAACAAGUAUUGAUAAAUAGUGGACCAAAAUUGCCAAACCAUACGCCUGACACGCAGUCAUUGCCCCAGAUCCCCAAAUCAUUGCCUGCGAUACACACUUCUUUCCCGGCGAACAUUCCGGUACCGCGGUACGACUCGCCCUCACAGAGUAUUUAUUCUGCAUAUACACCUCGGUCAAACUUACAGCCAAAACAUGAAAGGACCAAGGAGGAAGUUGCCGAUCUGAAAGCAACACGAAGGGCUGAAAUUGAACGAAGAUCCUUAUUGUUAGAUCCUCCACUGACAGCAAAUGUUCUAGCCCAUAUGAGUUCAUUCCAGGCCGCUAUACAGAUAAUUCAACCUUUGAAUGAUGGUGCCUGGGAAGUUUUGAAGCCCCGAUUACUAUCACAGAGAGAAGAAGCCGAGCAACGAGAAAAUGACCGGAUUACCCAAUUCCAAGAAGCCAUUGAUAGAGAAUGGGAUGAUGCCCAGGCCCCACUCCGCGCUCGGAUUGGUGCAUAUGCCGAUGAAACAAUUCGUUCUGGCUGGAAUGGUGGUGACAAAGUGACCAAAGAAUCUAGUCCUAAAUUUGCCGCGGACGUCCUGAUCUACGUCAGAAAACGGUUCUAUGCUGAGAUCGCCAAGGAUGAUGCUGCAGUGCGGGCAACAGGCCAAGAGCCACCAUCGGAUCCUCCAUUGGGGCCAUACACUCGCAAGCUAACUUUGGAAAAUAUGAAAUGGGUGUUUGAUACAAAGAUAAAACCUCACACUGAACAGUAUAACAAGGACCUUUUUCUUUGCAAUGUCUGCGACAACAAUUUUAAGUAUUAUGGUUUCGAGGGCGUUGUUCAGCAUUUUGCUGCCAAGCAUACCACUUCGCUCAGUUUUGGUAGCAUAGUAGUACAUUGGAAAUCAGAAUGGCCAGAGUAUCCACCGUUUUGUCCAGAUCCUAUUGCCCGGGUUAGAACUGUCUUUCCUAAUUUUCCUGGGCCAAGUGCCACCGCUCCCUACGUCGGUUCCGCUCCCUCUAUCCCACCGCAUAGUGGUUAUGCUGGAUAUCAGCAGCUUGCCUCGGCUGCACCGAACCCCAAUGUUUACCAGGAUCCAUAUUAUGGCCAUUCCCAGUAUGGAGACCAACAUGUAGCCCCCCAGCCUGGUCCGUAUGCACCGCAACAAAUGUACCAGGAUCCGAAUCAAGGCUAUUCCCAAUAUACAGCACAACCAUUGUCUGCCAUAACUCCAGGAUACAGCGACCGUGUUCAAAACUACCCACAGUCUAAUUAUGGAGGUCCCUACUCUACACCAACUCAGCCAGGCUAUACGCCUUUACCCCCUAACCAGAUGUAUCCUACUCCAAUACCGGAUACCAAUGUCCAACAGUCAUCUUAUGUUUCCCACAAUGCCCAGCAUCCUACCUCGUACAAUCAGCCACCAGCUUACACCAAUGGAAAUUACUCACAAAUGACAGCGUCCGCGCCGCAGCAAGCACAACCUCGUGCUUCUUCGUUACCACAAAAGACCGAGGAGUACAAAGCCCACCUUCGGCAGCUUGGUCACGACGCUAGGACUAUUUGGGACUCGAUAAGUGGCGUGAAAGAAGUUCCCGGUAGCAUAAAGGCACACACAAUCCUCUUUCACCUGUUAAAAAGAUUUCGCUCUAAGUUUGGGCAGGACCCACCACUCUCGAUGAUUGUUGAUGGAUUGUCCAAUAAUAAGGACAUGCGACCUGUCCGAAAUAUUAAUGGGCUUUUGUGCCGAGCUUGUGUACUAGGCAUGGCAGGUUCUGUUACUUCUUCAAAGCCCGAUAGGAAACAUUUUUCAUUUCCACAACUUGCCAUGCACUUCCGCACGAUACACGAGGAAGGAGUGCCUUCGAACCUUAUAGGUCACUUCCCAGAUUGGACAAAAGACAUGGUCGAGCUUCCCGAUCAGGCGAAAAUUUCUUCACUUGCAACUGCCCCAGGAAUGGAAGCUCGAAAGCUUGAGAUCUUUUUAGAAGCGCUCCCAGAGAUUGCUGCGACACCACCACCACCGAAAAAAGAUAUGAUGUCUCAGCGAGCUUCAUCGUGGCACCCAAAAGCCGAGCCUCUAGAUCAAGAAACGUCUAUUUGGCAGCAGGUGCCAUAUGCCAGUCAGGAAAUAACUGUACCCCUUGCGCCCUCGCAAGACAAUCAUGAAAAAUACUAUGCCACUGUUGCAGACACUCGAACUCCUAAUACCGAAUCGGUUUCUGUCACUUACAAUAAUAAUCCGUAUGAUCCACGGCACCCUCGCGAUGCGCAAAAACGACAAUCAUCACGUAACCCCGCAUCGAUCGCCGUUUCAUCUCGUCACGAACAAGAUGGCCAAACAAUCCACGAUGAAAUUGUUAAUGUUCGCCGACCCACAAAGUCUACAUCACCUUUUGUAUCUUAUGCCAGACCCGAAGAAAGUCAUAGCCGCCGUACCGCUCAUGAUGAAUCCCCAAUCUACUUGGAUAGAAAUAUUAGGUAUCGAGAAGCAAACAAUGCAGAACACAAACCUCGCUACGAACGAACCAUCAAAAGCUACGAUGAUUUAGCCACCCCCGUUCGAGAGUAUGGAGCCGCAAACUCUCAAUCGCAUAAACUAAAUCGACAGGAACAACCAUCACCCAACACUGGAAGUGUUGCAAAAAACUCGUUGGAAACUCAGUACAGGCCAUUAGAGAACACAACAUCUCAACAAACCCGUAUCUUCGAUGUCGUCGCUCAGAUCUCUCAGCAGGCACAGCAGGCACAGCAGGCACGUGGGAAACAAAUUACUAUUCGUGAAGGGCCUGCUGAGCUCGGGUCCGAAGACGGUGAGUUGCAAACAGAUACGAUUGCGCAUGCCAAUCAUAAGCGACCGUUAGAUGAAGCGACCAAUGAAGCGGAACGAUUUCUUGGCAGCUUGCAGCCCGAAAAGCGUUCCGAUGCUGUUAGUCAAAGAGUUCAGCAACCCAUGCGGCAUAGAGAGGAUUACAUCGAGCCGAAAUGGGAAGCAGAACGCGCCGAUAGUAUGCGCCAGAGGCGCCCCCUAUCAUCAGAACCACAACAGCGUUUUCAAAAAGUAUAUAAUGAUGGUCUAGCCAUGUCCGCUCGACCUACACAUGUCCCUAGUGAGCAGGGAUCUUACAAUGGAUACUAUACACAAGAGCGCCCUCCUCAAGCUCGACAAAUUCGAGCUUAUGCUACGAACGAUCAUUAUAUGGAUCCUGUUUCUGGGCAAUCCUUUGCACGAGAGCGUUCUCCUGAAAUUAUUGAUCGACGAUACCCGAGCAAUGUAAUUUAUCGUGAUGAGAGACAGGGAAGUCAUGGUGCUCAUCGCACUCCGAGCAGAUAUGCUCGAUAUGAGAGUGUCAGAUUAGAAAAUGACCGAGCACGUUCAAGGUCACCAGUAUACGUUAAGGCGGGCGCACAAGCUGGACAGUAUGCCGAACGCAGUCCAGACCCCCAUAAUUCUCGCCAAGAGCCCAUCUAUCGCAUGCGGACACCAAAAGAAGAAAUCAUUUAUGAAAGGGCUCCACGCCAGGAGUACUAUCGUGUUUACGCCGAUGAGCCUCGACUCCGACAAGCUUAUGAAUAUAUCCAGUACGAUUCUCAAGGUCCUUAUAUCAUACAUAGACCUGCCCGCCGAGAACAUGAAACGAUUUAUGCAGCAUAUGAGGGCGAGUCUCUCUCUCGGCAACCUCUUUACGAAGCACGCCCAACCGUUGGACAUACAGAUCCUGCUUAUUAUGAAGAGUACGAUCCUCGCCAUCCGGAGCCGCCUCCUGCAGCCGCGGAAGCUCGCGAGGUUAGAUACCAGUAA